Messenger RNA from Lasiodiplodia theobromae, 1914 nucleotides. RefSeq names its product Peptidase S8/S53 subtilisin/kexin/sedolisin. Gene Ontology annotation, biological process: proteolysis. The record is from RefSeq and is a predicted model, not a curated record. Lineage: Eukaryota; Fungi; Ascomycota; Dothideomycetes; Botryosphaeriales; Botryosphaeriaceae. The coding region runs from base 1 to 1914 and encodes 637 amino acids. The transcript is spliced from 3 exons. Gene Ontology annotation, molecular function: serine-type endopeptidase activity; tripeptidyl-peptidase activity.
AUGCGGUUCUUUGGCUACUUGAGCAUUGCAGCAUGCUGCGCCCUUGUUUCUGCGGCGCCGGCGCCUUCAAAUCAUCGUCUGCAUGAGAAGCGCAAUGGCCACCCCCACGAGUGGACAAAGCGGUCGCGCGCUCACGGUCAGAAAAUCCUUCCCAUUCGUAUUGGUCUCCAGCAGCGCAAUCUCCACCUUGCGGAUGAAUUUCUUAUCGAUGUCUCCGAUCCUGCGUCGCCAAACUUUGGCAAGCAUUGGAGUGCCGAAAAGAUCGCCAAUACUUUUGCGCCAUCCCGAGAGGCCACGGACACUGUUACCAACUGGUUGUUGGACUCUGGCAUCGAUGCCUCUCGUUUGACAUACUCAACUGGCCGCAACUGGAUCCAGUUUAACGGCACCUUGGAGGAGGCUGAGCGCCUGUUCAACACCGAGUACCAUUUCUUCGAGCACAAGCAAACCGGUGGCUUCCGCAUUGCUUGCGAUGAGUACCAUCUCCCAAUGCACGUCAGCAGUCAUGUUGAUUUUGCAAUGCCGACCAUCCAACUUGACGGCCUCCGUCCCAUCGCCAACCUCGAUCCUGCCCUGACCGCGCCAAGCCCUCUCACCGGGCUUACGGGCACGAAAAAUUGCAACGAGCUGAUCACCAUCGACUGCCUGCGCGCCCUCUACAGCUUCAGCUUCCUCAACUCCAGCCUCCCCGGGAACGAAAUGGGCAUCGCCGAAUGGGCCGACUAUCUCUACGACCCCGACCUUGUCCCCUUCUUCCAGAACUGGACCUCUCCACAGAUCCCCAGCAACACGCUCCCCGAAUUCAUCAGCAUCGACGGCGGCAAAGCUUCCAACGCCACCCAGGCCGAAGCAGGCAAUGUCAUCGAGUCCGCGCUCGACUUCCAGACCGCCUACUCCAUCAUCUGGCCCCAAAAGCUCCGCCUGUACCAAGUCGGCGACGGCGUCAACGUGGACAGCGUCGGAACCUUCAACAUCUUCCUCGACGCGCUCGACGCCAGCUACUGCACCUACAAGGGCGGCGACGCGCCGUACGUCGACCCGGCCUACCCCGAUCCCAACCUCGGCGGCUACACCGGGCCCCUGCAAUGCGGCGGCGCGCCCGUCUCGAACGUCUUCUCAUUCUCAUACAACCAGAUCGAAGCUGCGCUACCCGAGUUCUACCAGCGGAGGCAGUGCCACGAGUGGAUGAAGCUCGGAUUGCAGGGCGUCAGCGUGCUCUUCGCCAGCGGUGACUCCGGUGUUGCCAACCGGUACAACGCCGGCUACGAGAACAGCUGCUUGAAUACCGACGAGCCGUACGUCGACGUCAACGGCACGCGGUUCUCCCCGUCGUUUCCGUGCAACUGCCCCUACGUCACCGUCGUCGGCGCAACGCAACUCGCCACGUCCUCCAUCACCGGCGGCGAAGUCGCCGUCGCGAAACCAAACCUAACAAACCACAAGCUGGACUACUACAGCGGAGGCGGUUUUUCUAACAUCUUCACCGUCCCCGACUACCAGAAGUCCGCCGUAAGCGGCUACCUCUCUUCGUACCCACCACCCUACAACGCCAAAACCUACAACAACAGCGGCACGUCUCGCGCGUACCCGGACGUCUCGGCGCUCGGCCUGAACAUCACGACCGUCUACCUGAACCAGACGUACGGCGUGGGCGGGACGUCUGCCAGCACGCCCAUCGUCGCGUCGUUGGUCAACCUGCUGAAUGAGGAGAGGAUGCAGAGGGGGAAGGGGCCGGUGGGGUUUUUGAAUCCGAUCUUUUAUGCGCACCCGGAGGCGUUUAAUGAUAUCACGGAGGGGGCUAACCCGGGGUGUGGGACCGAGGGCUUUGCGGCAAGGCCGGGGUGGGAUCCGGUUACGGGGUUGGGCACGCCGAGGUAUGAGAAGUUGAGGGAAAUCUUUUUGGGGCUGCCGUGA